Molecule: messenger RNA, 3643 nt
Organism: Stegastes partitus (bicolor damselfish)
Lineage: Eukaryota; Metazoa; Chordata; Actinopteri; Pomacentridae
Gene: klhl12
Product: kelch-like family member 12
Exons: 12
Coding region: 455-2251 (598 amino acids)
Biological process (GO): protein monoubiquitination; COPII vesicle coat assembly
Cellular component (GO): COPII-coated ER to Golgi transport vesicle
Molecular function (GO): protein binding
Source: RefSeq, a predicted model, not a curated record
UCUGUGGAGUCGCUGCUGUGACCUGCUGCAGUUUAGUCAACGAAAUAUUGUAGCUGGAUAAAAAUCGUAUCGGGGGAUAAUAUGACGCCAGUUUGACAUUUCAGACUCAUACGUCCUCACGGAGGCCGCGCACAGUGUGACCUAGCAGAGGUCAUCAUGGAUUAGCAGUAGUUGAAUGGCUUUCUUCAGACAGUGUGACUGACAGCAAGAACUGGGACAAGGGACUUUGGUGCUAGUAACGUUAGCUAGCGAGGCAACUUAGCUAGACGUUUUGAAUCAGCUUUACCGCUGCGACAGGUAUUAUGCAAAUUCUUGGCAAGUUCUUCUGUGUGUGUCGCUUCAUGUGUUGUCUCCCUCUGGCCGUCAGCUCACUUUAUAUAGCUGUGUUUUCCUAGUUGUUGUCUGGCGUUGGCGUUAGCCGUCAGCUGUCGUUGGCUGCUGCUGCUGCUAGCUAAUGUGUAGCUAUAGUUAUUGCCUCCCAGUGGUGGAAAAAGUAUUCAGAUCUUUUAACGAUUCCUUGAGCAGUUUGAGGUCCUUGAGAGACUCUCAGGGCAGCAUGGCUCCCAAAGACAUCAUGACCAAUUCCCAUGCCAAAUCCAUCCUCAAUGCUAUGAAUUCACUUCGCAAGAGCAACACACUCUGCGACAUCACUCUGAGGGUGGAGAACACAGAUUUUCCAGCUCACCGGAUUGUCUUGGCUGCCUGCAGUGACUACUUUUGUGCCAUGUUCACCAGUGAGCUUGCAGAAAAGGGGAAAUCUUUUGUCGACAUUCAGGGGCUCACUGCAUCAACUAUGGAGAUCUUGUUGGACUUUGUCUAUACAGAGACCGUGCUUGUCACAGUGGAGAAUGUACAAGAGCUGCUUCCUGCAGCCUGUUUGCUGCAGCUUAAAGGGGUGAAAAGAGCGUGUUGCGAUUUUUUGGAGAGUCAGCUCGAUCCCUCCAACUGUCUGGGUAUUCGUGACUUUGCCGAAACUCACAACUGCCUUGACCUGAUGCAGGCCGCCGAGCUCUUUUCCCAGAAGCAUUUCUCCGAGGUGGUUCAGCAUGAGGAGUUCAUGCUGCUGAGCCAGACGGAAGUUGAAAAACUAAUAAAAUGUGAUGAAAUCCAGGUGGACUCUGAGGAACCUGUAUUUGAAGCCGUGCUAAACUGGGUCAAACACAACCGAAAAGAGCGAGAGCCGUACUUGCCAGACAUGCUCGAGUUUGUUCGAAUGCCUCUUCUUACUCCCCGGUACAUUACAGAUGUCAUUGAUGCUGAGCCUCUCAUUCGGUGUAGCCUGCCAUGUCGAGACCUCGUUGAUGAGGCCAAGAAAUUCCACUUAAGACCUGAGCUGAGAAGUGAGAUGCAGGGGCCGCGCACACAAGCCAGAUUAGGUGCCAAAGAAGUCCUACUGGUAAUAGGUGGGUUUGGCAGCCAGCAGUCACCAAUAGACAUAGUUGAGAAAUAUGAUCCUAAAACACAAGAAUGGAGCUUUUUACCUAAUAUCGCACGGAAAAGGCGUUAUGUGGCCACGGUUUCUCUCCACGAUCGAGUUUACGUGAUUGGAGGCUACGACGGCCGGUCGAGGCUCAGCUCUGUGGAGUGCCUGGACUACACUGCGGACGAGGACGGUGUUUGGUACACCGUCGCCACCAUGAAUGUGCGUCGUGGCCUUGCUGGAGCCACAACACUCGGAGACAUGAUCUAUGUUGCCGGUGGCUUCGAUGGCAGCCGACGUCAUACCAGUAUGGAGCGAUAUGAUCCCAACAUCGACCAGUGGAGCAUGCUGGGAGACAUGCAGACAGCUAGAGAAGGAGCUGGUCUGGUGGUGGCCAGUGGACUCAUAUACUGUCUAGGUGGAUACGAUGGUCUAAAUAUCUUGAAUUCAGUGGAGCGGUAUGACCCUCACACAGGCCACUGGACCAGUGUCACGCCCAUGGCCACCAAGCGGUCAGGGGCUGGUGUGGCUCUGCUCAACGACCACAUUUACGUUGUGGGAGGUUUUGAUGGCGUUUCACACCUUGACUCCGUUGAGGUCUACAACAUCAGAACAGACUAUUGGACCACUGUAGCCAGUAUGACGACUCCUCGAUGCUACGUAGGAGCAACCGUUCUCCGAGGACGACUUUACGCCAUCGCCGGAUACGACGGGAACUCUCUUCUCAGCAGUAUCGAAUGUUACGACCCAGUUAUCGACUCCUGGGAGGUCGUCACGUCGAUGGCGACCCAGCGGUGUGAUGCAGGCGUCUGUGUUCUCCGAGAAAAGUGAUUUUUUUUUUUUAAAUUUUGCCAAGAACAAGAACCACAAGAGGAAAAGCAGGCGGGAGGACGGGCAGCUAGACUUUGCUAUAAUGCCACUAAAACAGAGCCACAAAGGGAGAUGUUUGGUCGCCAGUAUGCAAAUAGGUACUCUGAAAAAAGAAAAAAACAAAUGAAGUGCAGCCGUUUGUGCUGCCUCCUCUGAAGGAUGGUUUAACCUUCACCACUCAGACUGUGCAACAGAGAUUCAGCUUCGCCGUGGUAGACUUCACCUCAAAAGAGGCCUCCAAGGAGCCCAUCACCACUUGCAUGACUCUCUUCGGUGGUACUUGUGUCUGUCGUUACCUGUGAGAUUAUUUUUUCAGUUUGUCUUCAAAGUGCAAUAUAUUUCUACUCAUCAUAAGAAGACGAUGGAGCAGAUUUAGACUCCAGCUGCUGCUAUAUGCCUUAUGACUUUGGCCAGUGAACAUCCAUGUUGCCUCCCAUUUGACUUUGAUGAUAGUUCCACUACAUAAGCUUAUUAUCAAGUGAGCUCCUUUGGCAUUUGCAAGGUCAUUAAUGGGUCAAUAAUUUAGCCCUUUUUUUGUAAUUCUUCCUGUAAACAGUGCUUUUAGAUUGAAUUCACUUUAUUACAAAAGAUUUAAUACUUACUGUUUCUCUCAGAAGAUAUAUUUAGAAAUGAAUAUUGUUAUAGAACAUGACUGAAUUGUACUGGUUAUUCUUCAUUAUUUUGUCCCUCAGUUUGGCAAAAUGGAAUAAACAAAUAAGCGAGGUGCAUGCGUAUAGCUCUAUCUGGUCAUGUACAUGUAGGAUACAAAGUCCGAACAUCACUGUUGCCUGGGAAGUAAAUAAACAAAAAAUAAAUACAUAAAUAAACACGCUGGGAACCGACGCAUUUGUAAAAAAAAAUCUGUGGUACAUCUAAACACCUGUUAAGUGAUGCAGAGAGACAAAACGCUGCAUAGUCACUUCGCACGUCGUCAGCUGAGUCAGUGGCAUCUCUGGUGAGAAAAGUCAUCGAUCACAUCCUCAGAGAAAACACGAAGAACCAUCCCAACACUCGAAGCAGUUGGACAUCACCGAACUCUGGAUUCAUCAGUGUUAUGACUGUACAACUUAAUUUGUCCAUUUAUCAUGAAGAAACAGUAAAAACUAAAUGUCUGCAUGGUGCCAAUUUGUUGAUUUCACCUCCAGUCUCCACAUAUGUUUCUCCUGUCACACCACAGACUUUAUGUAAAAGAAGGAUGUAGUAUUUGGGUCUGAAAGGUGGAUGAAGUGCCUUAAACUGGCAUUCUGUCUGACAGCCAGCAGGGGGCAACUCCUCUGACUGGAAAGUGAAAGAUUGUCCAGAAUGGCCCCAAUUCUUUCUUAAUUUGUUACCUAAUAAACAUUUUCUUAAUGA